CGCGCCCGGGCCCGCGCGGAUUGGCCGCCCUCGCGGCCAGGUGAGGCGCCCCGCCCCUCGGCGGCUCCAGGUGCGGCGGAGGGACCCGGGCCGAGGCCGGGGCGGGCGGCCGGGGCGCCAUGGCCGAGUCCCAGCUGGGCUGCCUGGACGAGGCGCACGUGAACGAGCGUGUGAGCGAGGCGCAGGCCGCCUUCUACUACUGCGAGCGGCGGCGGGCCGCGCUGGAGGCGCUGCUGGGCGGCGGCGAGCAGGCCUACCGCGAGCGGGUCCAGAAGGAGCGGCUGCGGGACUUCCUCUCCAGCCAGGAGCGCCAGGCUCUCCGCGCCGCCUGGAGCCCCUACGAGGACGCCGCCCCCGCCGCCCGGGGCAAGAGCAAGGCCAAGGCCAAGGCCCCGGCCGAGCCCAGCGAGUCCCUGGCCUACUGGCCGGACCGCUCCGACACUGAGGUGCCCCCGCUGGACCUGGGCUGGACCGACACUGGCUUCUACCGCGGUGUGAGCCGCGUCACCCUCUUCACCCACCCCCCCAAGGAGGAGAAGGCGCCCCACCUCAAGCAGGUGGUCAGGCAGAUGAUCCAACAGGCCCAGAAGGUCGUUGCUGUGGUCAUGGACCUCUUCACGGAUGGCGAUAUCUUCCAAGACAUUGUGGACGCUGCCUCAAAGCGCCGAGUGCCAGUGUACAUCAUCCUGGAUGAGGCAGGCGUGAAGUAUUUCCUGGAGAUGUGUCAGGGCCUGGAGCUCGCUGACUUCCGUAUUCGGAACAUCCGUGUCCGCUCUGUGACAGGUGUUGGCUUCUACAUGCCCAUGGGCAAGAUCAAGGGGACCCUGUCAUCAAAGUUCUUGAUGGUAGAUGGUGAGAAAGUAGCCACUGGCUCUUACAGGUUCACCUGGAGUUCCUCCUACGUGGACAGGAACCUUCUCCUCAUCCUGACAGGGCAGAACGUGGAGCCCUUCGACGUGGAGUUCCGGGAGCUAUAUGCCAUCUCCGAGGAGGUGAACUUGUACCAGCAGCUGGGCCUGGCAGGAGGUGCUGGCAGGCUUGGCCUUAACUACACCUCCACUGUGGCUCGAAAGCUCAUCAACCCCAAGUACGCCCUGGUGUCAGGCAGCCGCCACCCACCGGGGGAGAUGAUGCGCUGGGCCGCCCGACAGCAGCGGGAGGCCAGCGGCAACCCAGAGAGGCAGGAAGAGGGCAGCGGAGGCGGCGAGGCAGCCCGGCGCCUAGAGAGCUUCCUGAAUGACCUGGUCACACUGGAGCAGGUGCUGCCCUCCGUGGAGCCCGUUCCCUUGAGAGAGCUGAUUCGGAAGGAUGGCAGGGUGGUCUCUCACCUGCAUAUGGACCUGAAGCCCAAACCCCGAGACGCUCUAGCCCGUAACGGCAAGGGAGAAGCUGCCAACGGAGAGGCCACCCCAGCCAAGGAGGGCAAGCGCUUUAGCAGCAGGUUCUUCAGCCGACGGGCCAAGAGGCCUGCAGCGCCCAACGGCACAGCCAGCUCCCUCUCCACUGAGACCUUUGCCGAAGUGGAGUUUGUGAUGGGGAAGAGGCCCAACGAGGGCUCCAGUGCCGACAUCUCAGGUAAAACAAGUCCCAGUCCUGCCAAGACCAGCAAUUGCGUGAUUUCCUGAGCUGUGGGCCAGCAGUGGGCAGGACCUGUGGAUGCCCCCCUGUCCUGUCCUGUGGAGAACACAGGUCAAACCCUGCAGUUUACACAUCAGAGCCCUGCUGGCCUCCUGCCCCAGCAGCCUUCAUCCUGGCCUCAGGGACCCUGAAUCACAGAUGUGAGGGUCUGCAGCAUCUCAAGAUAAUCACACGCCUCCACAAGACUGUCGGUGGCGGUGGCCGGGCAGGGGUCACUCCUCCUUGUUUACAUGAAGUGGAAGCUUCACUGGUAUCCGCUCUCCUUCAUGCCCGACCCCCUCCCUCCACUGGGCCAGCCUCGCCCUGCAGGUCCCUAGAUGGGGUGAGCCCAUGGCUUUAUACCUUAAUGUGAUGGGGUCUCCAGGGCAGCCCCAGCCCCCGACUUCUCCUUCCCUAGGCUUCUUGGUGCUUCUGGUCCCCCCAAGAGGUUGGUGGAAUAAAAGGGAGGAGGACAGGGCUCUGAGCCAAGGAUCCAGUUGCUCUAGCCUCUGAACUCAAGGUGGAAGGUGCAGGUGGGGCAGCUGGGGCACUGGCUGCUGUGGCCUUCCUGGCCCAGUCCCUACACUAGACUCUGAAUGAGUGAGGGGAAACCCUCCCCCUAGCCAGGGCCAGUAUUUGACAUUGCCAUUUUAAGAGCCCUCUACUGAGGUCUCCUUUCCUGCGCCAUCUUGGCAGUCUCUGCCCCAGGUGGUCUAGGCUUAUUUGGCUAUUGCCUGCUGCAAGCUGACAUGGUGGUUCUUCUAGUGCCUUUACCUGAGGCCACUCCCUCCCCUUCAUGUGCCUUGAUUUGCAGCCCAAGGCAGGGAGAGAGAGAGCUUGGCCGAGGGCCAGUUAGGAUGGUUUGGGAGGCAGGGCCCUGCAGACAGGAGCAUUUGUCUUCCACCCCCCACACACACCCCACCCCUGCCCCGAGAUGGCCCUCGGUCCCCUUCACCAGCCAGGACUUCCGUGCCUUCUCUAGCCACAUUUCAGCCAAAGACCAGCCUUAGCCUCCUGCUGAAAGCCCAGCUGUGUUGAGGAACCUCAGCUUCCCCAAAGGUGCCUGGCCUAAUUGCCACGAUGCCAGCCCACAGAGACCAGCCUAAAAUCGCACACUGCCCCCUCCCCACUUGUGUGACUGGGGGUCUGAGGAGAGAGGUCUUGAAUGGACAACAGAGAAAUUGCCAAAAUGCAGGCUGUGCGAGCCGGCUCUGCUCAGAGCCGGGUGCUGGGGCUCAGAUCCCAGGGGAGCCAAGGCUGCAGGCCCUGUGAAAGCACUGUGCGCAG
This is a messenger RNA of Diceros bicornis minor, 2904 nucleotides long. RefSeq names its product family with sequence similarity 83 member F (gene SACK1F). The record is from RefSeq and is a predicted model, not a curated record. The coding region runs from base 120 to 1625 and encodes 501 amino acids. NCBI's taxonomy places the organism in Eukaryota, Metazoa, Chordata, Mammalia, Perissodactyla, Rhinocerotidae. The transcript has 5 exons.